Messenger RNA from Apis laboriosa (Himalayan honeybee), 3500 nucleotides. RefSeq lists its product as uncharacterized. The record is from RefSeq and is a predicted model, not a curated record. NCBI's taxonomy places the organism in Eukaryota, Metazoa, Arthropoda, Insecta, Hymenoptera, Apidae. The transcript is spliced from 13 exons. The coding region runs from base 1033 to 3405 and encodes 790 amino acids.
CUUUACCGAGAUUACCGAGUAUUUCUUUACGUUUGAUACAGGAAAUCUCGAUUAUCGCGAAACUGCACAAUAAUUUACCACAGGGAUUCCCAUAAAAAUAGAACUCGUGGGUUUUCACACAUGAUACGACAUUGGCCUAAAUACUUUCUUCAAAAUGCAUAUGCGUAAAAAUAACCGUGGUAUAAGAGAUAUAAUCGUACGUGAACCAUAAUAAAAUCGUUAUUCCAAGUUUUUUGUUUCCAUUUUGAUAAAUUGAAGAUUUAAUCUUAUAGAAAAAAAUUAAAUCGUUGUUAAACAUAAGAACAAAUCUUCUGUAAAAACGUCAGUAUUUGUAUAGUCGAUAAAUUUUUUACAAGAUAUUAAAAUUAUAAUUAACUUAUUGAUACAAAAUAUUUGUAGGAAACACGAUCUUCGUAGUAUCUAUCCGUUGUAAAUAAUUAACGAAUAACAAAGAAAUAUUACGAAUCGAUGAUACAUUAACGGGCUAUAUCUCUCAUAAAUCAUAAAUUAAAAAAAAUCUCAUAAAUCGACAAGUAAUAAAGAAAUUAAUGAAUCAAUAAGGAGGUUAAUAAACUCAAAACUGAUAGCUAUAAAUAUAAUAAGAGAGAAUUAUCUUCUUUCAUUAAGUUAACAUUUCUUUUACGAUAAAUUAUUGAAACAUAACAAUGAAUAAAACAUUAUAUUUUAUAUUACAGUACAAAUGGAUGAACAAUGAAAUUAAUAAUACAAGCUUAUAGGGAAAUCUUUAUGUUUAUAUCAGUGAGCAGAUAUUGUGUGUGAUUCCCCGGAUACAUUUAUAAUCUAUGCACAUACUUGUCGAAUAUACAUUUUGAAAACAUUUCAACAUUUUUUCCGGAUCAAAAGAGCAUGGAAACGUGAAAGAAGUACAUACAGACAGGAGCGAGGAAAAGAGGUGUGAAAGGUGAGACGAAAACAAUAUAAGUGUGUGUGUGUCGUUCGUCUUCGCGGUGAGGCGAAUUUCAACGAGUUGAAAAUAAAGAAGAAGAGAAGAAGAAAAAGAAGAAUCGACAAAUGGAUGAAUCGACGAGUGGCGAUCACCGUGAGACGCAACACCGAUCGGUGGAAAUAAACACGGGCCAAAAACAAAGGGCCACGUGCUUGAAGAUGGCCAAUUACGCGACGUCGAACGAGGCGUGCAAUUUAUCAAGAAUACCGAAACGGAAAUUGUCCGUGUUUUAUCGAUCGUUCGACGUGAUCGCGCAGAUCGAUCAAGAGAAGGAAAAGGAGACGCUCGAUUUCAGGCGAACCUCGAGCAGCCCAUCCGUUCGAAUCGAUGGUAUUCAAGAGGAUAACGAUUCGAACGAUAACGAUGAAGCUGAUCAACAAACGAGUUUGCACAAAAGAGAAUUGGUAACUUAUCGUUCGUUGAUCGAGAGUGGCAAGUUUUUGAGCAGUUCAUCGCCGGAUCGUCUUAGCGAAAAGCCAUCCUCGAAUAACGGGCAAGCUUCGAAAGUUGGUUCGUUAUCUCCAAAGACGGUCGAGUUGUCUCAAGUUGGAGAGGAUACGAUCGUGGAUAAUUAUUCCACGAUUACCGAGACUUCGAUCGGGAAACAUUAUAAGUUGAAUAAUAAUGGGAAUUAUUCCGAGUUGAAAGUCGCAGAUGAAAAUGUCGCGAUUAAUUCCCACCAGAACGAUUCAUCAACCGAUCCGACCGACACCGUCCGAUCGUUCGCGGAGAAAAAAAUUGGAAACGGCGAGACGAACAACGCGACCAAUGGGACAAUCGAUUUCCAUCGUGGAAAUUCAAUGCAUGCCACACGUUCAAUUUCCUGUUCCCGUACCACCGAUCUGGUUAAGAUCAAAGAUUCGGAGUAUCCCCGCUCGUUUGUGAACGCAUCGAGUGCCGGUCGCCUCGGGAAAUAUACAUCAGUCGAUGCCGAAAUGUCGAGUCACGAGGAUAGCUCGAUUGGUUCCGAUAGCGAGGAUGAUUCGAUUGAACGGAGUAUGCACGCUGCGUUAUGUUCGAGGGACGAAGGGAAGAUCGAGAGGCGGCGAUCGAAAAGUGACAGUCCAUUGUCGCAACCCUUGUCAUUGUUUUGCUCGAUGACUGAAUCAUCGCGGAAACUUUCGAGGGAAAUUGACGAGCACGAGGAAAGCGAGGAUCCUGAGGAAUUUCGUUCGAAACGAGAGGAGCGACAAAGAUUUUUUGCCACGAGAAGGUCUUUAUCGGAAGGUGACUGCGAACGAUACCAUCGUGCAAAAUGCCGUUGCAAAUACAUGAAAGAGGAAGAAUCGUUCGAUGAAAGGGUACAAUUUCUAGCUUUUCCUAGUUUUAACGAUAUCAGGCUACAGAUCAUUGGAUUAUCGUGCUCGAAAGAUAUAGAUAACGUAUACAGAGAAAAUUUACCGGAGAAAGAGCUCGAGCGCAAAUAUAUUGCGUUUUCAAUAGGACUUGGUUCUGAUAGAAUUACCUUGCAUCGAAGAAUGGUCUUAUCGCUACGUCAACGAGAUCAAUCGGAACGAAAUUUUAUGAAUGAAAUACAAAGAAUGCAAGAAGAUAUAAAAGAUUUAUGUUCACUUUGCACGGAUCAAGAGUCAAUAGACAAAGUAGAAAAAGUUCGUCAUCGGUUAGACAUGAUAGCACGGUCGGCCCAUAGAAUUUCUUGCGCUGCUGAAACACUAGGAGCAGUAUACCAAGAACACAGACUUUCUAGAGCGAUUUUUAUAGGUGACAAGUAUCUGCAAUUAUUACGAUCCAGAUGCGAAAAUUUAGCAACAGAUAUUGAAGAAAUCAAACAAAUAUUAUUGAAGAAUAAUAUUAUGAUAGAAGAAACUUCUGGAGAGAUGGGAGACGAUUUACCUAAAAUUCGAUAUAGAAAUGGAUUACCUUGCAAUAAUCGAACAAUGAUGGCUAGAAGAAGAGCUAGCAUCGCUACAAUUACGCGACCUUUAAGUUCUCAAGAUGUUUUAAAGGAAGUUCCCAGACAACGGAACUCUGUUUCCGGAAGAGUUACUUUAAGACGUCCAUCAUUAUGCUUCGAAACACAAAAAUGGGAAAACGAAAAAUUAAAUCGAACGGACAGUGCAAAUAGUGUCAUUGAAUUACGUGACAUUUUUGAACAUACUGAGCUACGAAGAAAUUCAAUUGAAGAAAAUAAUAAUCUCUUAAGAAAUGACCAAAAUAAUAGCGUUUAUAGCGUAAAUUGUGACAUCACUAAUAAUGUAAAAGAUAGAGAUCGAUUAAUUACGAAACAAAAUUCUUUCUUGGAAUUAAAUGUGGCUAAAACUGUUGAAAAACAAUUAAAAUCAUGUAUACGAACACAUAAUGUUGAACCAUUACGAAUAACGAAAAAUAUCGAAACAUGGAGGCCCAUAUUAUGGUUCGCAUUCAUCUUCUUUCUUGGAUUUUAUGCAAAACAAAUUAUUUCAACGUUUGUUACAUAAUACAUUAAAAAGUUUUGAUAGUAAGAUUUAGCAUUUUUUUGUGUUACAAUAUUGCAGUAUUAAAAAAAAAUUUAUUCAAUGUAAUAAUUUACAAA